AUGUUUGAUUUUUGCACGAAGGAGGUGACGACCGGCCGUUUGACCCGCCGCCGGCAAGGGCGACGUCCUGCCGAGGCGUCGCCGGUGAGGGAUGAACGUCCUCGCCGGCGGCGUCCUGUUGAGGCGUCGUCGGCGACGGACGAACGUGCUGGCCAAAUUUUGUGGCUCUCACUGAUUAUAUAUUCUUUGUUUUGCCCCAAGUAG
Molecule: messenger RNA, 204 nt
Organism: Linum trigynum
Lineage: Eukaryota; Viridiplantae; Streptophyta; Magnoliopsida; Malpighiales; Linaceae
Source: the annotation of a GenBank genome assembly